AUGGUUCAAUACGGUAGCAGCGAGGACAAAAAGAGGCUUUCCGAUCUGCGUCACGUUCAGAUGAUGAAGGAGGAGCAAGAUGUAAAGGAAAGAACAAGGAAAGAGGGGAAUAGCAUUGCGUGUCUCCGAAGAGGGCCGACAACCGAGAGAAAGGCGAGAGAGAGGAAGCUCUACUGCUACAUCAAAGGCAGCACGAGACCUGCCGUGAUGUUGAUCCAACUCAGCAUCUACUGGCGCAUCGAUAUGAACCACUGGCGACCCUCCACUAGUGGCCAGAGAUGGAAGAGAAGGGCAGACGCCGAGCCACUCACCGAGGAACGUCACCAUACCAAGGUUCAGUCCGGUGUCAAGCUUGGCCCAAAGUUGUAA
Fusarium odoratissimum NRRL 54006 is the source of this 369-nucleotide messenger RNA. RefSeq lists its product as uncharacterized. NCBI's taxonomy places the organism in Eukaryota, Fungi, Ascomycota, Sordariomycetes, Hypocreales, Nectriaceae. The transcript has 2 exons. The record is from RefSeq and is a predicted model, not a curated record. Bases 1 to 369 code for a protein of 122 amino acids.